Pecten maximus is the source of this 1904-nucleotide messenger RNA. RefSeq names its product carboxylesterase 1C-like. The record is from RefSeq and is a predicted model, not a curated record. Lineage: Eukaryota; Metazoa; Mollusca; Bivalvia; Pectinida; Pectinidae.
GAUACUAAAAUAAUUUUGUUUCAGUAACAUGGCGACUUCAUUGGUAAUCACAUUAUUCAUCAUAUUUUCUUGGACUUCGUUGUGUCGUGGAGAACCUAUCAUUCUUACGAAACUGGGCGAAAUCAAAGGCAUUGAAGAAAAUGGAGUUUAUCAAUUUAGAAAUAUUCCAUACGCAAAGCCACCUGUAGCUGAUCUCAGAUUUGCCAAGCCACAAGAACACGAACCAUGGGAGGGAGUUUUGGAUGGAACUAAAUUUGGACCGUCGUGUUUGCAAGAAGUUCCACUAGAGUUUAAGAGGAUGUUACCACACGAGAGGCAGUCGGAGGACUGUUUAUCCCUGAAUGUCUACACAGCUGGUCCUCUCUCUACGGCGUCCAACAAGUCUGUUAUGAUUUGGAUCCAUGGUGGAGCGUACUUAUUUGGACAAGGCAUGUACUUCGAUGCUUCACACCUAGCACGUGCCGGUGAUGUAAUAGUGGUGACCUUUAACUAUCGACUUGGAGUUUUCGGAUUUCUGUCAUCUAUGGAUGAUAAACUUCCUGGAAAUAAUGGACUAUGGGAUCAACGUCUCGCUUUGAAAUGGGUUAAUGAACAUAUCAGUUCUUUUGGAGGGAAUCCCAAAUCUGUUACGCUGUUUGGAGAAUCUGCAGGUGGCUUUAGUGUAUGUUUUCAUGCUUUAAAUCCUAUGAAUAGUGGACUUUUUCAACGAGUGAUUGCCCAAAGUGGAAUUCCUACUUCUUUAUUAACGCUAUGGCCAAGGGCAAAAUCUUUUUCCUUGGAUGUAGGGAUUACUUUAGGUUGUGCAAAGGACACUUUUGACGAAUCCUAUAUUUCGUGUAUGCGUCAAAUACCAGCUGAACGUCUUCUGUCUGCUCAACAGCAAUUGCUUUCAGUUCCUGAUACGUCAAUCCAAAUAGAACUCAAAAUGGGCCCAGUUGUUGACGGUUUGCUGAUACCUGAUGUUCCAUUCAGCUUGAUGACCAACAUAACGUCGCCAUCAUAUAAAUUCUUCCGGACACUGGAUUUUAUAACUGGAAUCACUAGCCAGGAUGGGUCAAUAGCAGCUCCUAGUUUAGCUGUUAUCGCAAAAUAUGCAAAUUUCGAUGUCAACAAUGGCUUUCCUACAAAUAUGUUCUUUGGACUUCUCUUCCCGGCGUUGGUAUCUGCCUUUUACGGUGAUUCGGUAAAGUACACACUGUCAAAAGGUUACGUUUGCCCCCUGUAUGAGAGUUCUGAUAUGCUUACACAAGCGAAUAAAGUUUUGGAUGCAUUUACGGACACGGUCUUCCUUGUCCCGGCAAUCAGUUCACUCAACAGCCAUGCCGAUAGAAACGAAGAAGCUAACACUUAUCAAUACGUUUUCGAGAGACCACAUCCUGAUCCACUGGAUCACAAGCGUCUUCCAUCGUGGGUCAAGGGCUCCUCCCAUACAUCUGAAAUAUUCUUUCUGUUCGGAAUUCAGGAUUUCUUUCGGAAAUACACCAUUGCAGUGGACUCAGUUGAUUUAGUACUUUCGGAACAAAUAAUGAAGUAUUGGAGUAAUUUUGCUAAACAUGGAAAUCCGAAUUCUGCUGAUUUACCGUUAUGGAAGAAAUAUAACAGCGAUGAGCGAUCCUAUAUUAGUCUGGAUACAAUGAUUACCUCUAAGUCUCGUCUGAAUCCGGAGCGUGUGGCCAUGUGGGAAGAAACUUUGCCAAAUCUAUUACAGUCAUCUUCACGUUACACCUAAAUCACAGAACCAAGCUGAUUGGAGAGUGCAAUAUCUCGCGCUUAUUUCGUGAUUGAACAUAUGUAGUAAAGAUUGUUGAUUUAUAUAAUUUUGAUUUUCCCGGUUCAACCAAAUGUUUGAAGCAAAAGGGAUGUAACUUUUGUAGAAAUUAUGAAACGGACUAUAACUUUCCCUC